Molecule: messenger RNA, 213 nt
Organism: Penicillium canescens
Lineage: Eukaryota; Fungi; Ascomycota; Eurotiomycetes; Eurotiales; Aspergillaceae
Exons: 1
Coding region: 1-213 (70 amino acids)
Source: RefSeq, a predicted model, not a curated record
AUGGCAGACCCGACGCCUCCAGCAUGGCUGUUCCCCAAUAUUUACUCAACAUCCCGAAUGGACAAUCGUGUCCCUCCAACAUGGCAUGUGGUCUUCAUCUGUCCCAUGGAAGACACGGAGCGAGUUGAAAUGAGUAUCAAUCUCAGCACCGUCGACGAGGAAUGGGCAGAUCGUCCCCAAGCUGCGGUGCGGUGUCUGGUCGAAAUCCGUUGA